AUGAGUGAACUCGAUCAGCUACGCCAGGAGGCUGAGCAACUCAAGAACCAAAUCAGAGAUGCCAGGAAAGCAUGUGCAGAUGCCACUCUGGCUCAGAUCACAGCCAAUAUUGAUCCAGUAGGUCGAAUUCAGAUGCGCACUAGACGUACCCUGAGGGGACACCUUGCUAAAAUCUAUGCUAUGCACUGGGGCACAGAUUCCAGGCUGCUAGUUAGUGCCUCCCAGGAUGGCAAGCUUAUCAUCUGGGACAGCUAUACCACAAACAAGGUUCAUGCAAUUCCCCUGCGCUCUUCUUGGGUGAUGACCUGUGCAUAUGCCCCAUCUGGAAACUAUGUGGCCUGCGGUGGUCUUGAUAACAUUUGUUCAAUUUACAACCUGAAAACCCGUGAAGGAAAUGUGCGAGUGAGCCGUGAGUUGGCUGGACACACAGGCUACCUGUCCUGCUGUCGCUUCUUGGAUGAUAACCAAAUUAUUACCAGCUCUGGAGACACCACUUGCGCCCUGUGGGACAUUGAAACUGGCCAGCAGACAACCACCUUCACUGGACACACCGGGGAUGUAAUGAGCCUGUCCCUUGCUCCAGAUUCCCGGUGCUUUGUGUCUGGGGCCUGUGAUGCCUCAGCCAAACUUUGGGACAUCCGAGAAGGAAUGUGCCGACAGACUUUUACCGGACACGAGUCUGACAUAAAUGCUAUCUGUUUCUUCCCCAAUGGUAAUGCUUUUGCCACUGGAUCAGAUGAUGCCACUUGCAGGCUGUUUGACCUCCGUGCAGACCAGGAGCUGAUGGUCUAUUCUCAUGACAACAUCAUCUGUGGCAUCACUUCAGUAGCAUUCUCCAAAGAGUGGACGCCUCCUUUUAGCCGGAUAUGAUGAUUUUAACUGCAACGUCUGGGAUACACUUAAGGCUGACAGAGCAGGUGUCCUUGCUGGUCACGAUAACCGUGUAAGUUGCUUGGGAGUGACAGAUGAUGGGAUGGCUGUGGCGACAGGAUCAUGGGACAGCUUCCUCAAGAUCUGGAACUAA
Molecule: messenger RNA, 1024 nt
Organism: Staurois parvus
Lineage: Eukaryota; Metazoa; Chordata; Amphibia; Anura; Ranidae
Source: the annotation of a GenBank genome assembly